UGCAAGCUGCAUCGCAUCGACACUCUCUCGCACAGUAGCUACGAAGAUCGUUCGUUCUUCUGCUUCGACUUCGCUUCUUUUGUUUUUUCGUUCGACGAGCUUUGAAUAAUUAGACGCAAUGGCUUCAUCGAAGAUGUUCUUGGCAUUCCUGCUGGUCGUCGCUCUCGCCUCGCUGGUCUCGGCUAAGCCGGGCUACUACGGCCUCGGCUACUACGGCGGCUUCGGCUACGGCGGACUCGGCUACGGUGGGCUCGGCUACGGCGGCUACGGACUCUACGGCGGCUAUCCGUACUACGGCUACUACGGCUACAGAUACCCGUACUACGGUUACGGUUACGGUUUCCCGUACUACGGCUACUACGGCCAUUACUACUAAUCGUUGAAAAAUUCAUCAGGACCCCACCGUACUAUGCAUAAUCAAGCCUAACACGGUUCCGGCUGCAGUCCGAACGCGCUACGCUACGCUCUUACGUGUGUUUUUGUACGCAUGAAUGUGUGUAAUAUUAUGUUAUCGUCGGCACAAUUGUACGAACUUCGAUUCGAACGAAUUGGCUCGAAGAUCAAGAUCAGUUCGAGACGAUCGCAGACCUCUGUCCGUCUGUGAAUUAUCCAGCUCUCCAAUUUUUUUUAUCUGAUCGAAGUGCACCUUCUCCUCCUCUGUCUGUCCUUUGCCUCUUCGUUCUUUUUUUUUUUAUACUCUACGCAAGUUUUUAUAAAAUAUCCAUGAAGAUUUCACACGA
Trichogramma pretiosum is the source of this 740-nucleotide messenger RNA. Its product is annotated as shematrin-like protein 1. The record is from RefSeq and is a predicted model, not a curated record. The transcript has 3 exons. The coding region runs from base 119 to 376 and encodes 85 amino acids. Lineage: Eukaryota; Metazoa; Arthropoda; Insecta; Hymenoptera; Trichogrammatidae.